Meloidogyne enterolobii is the source of this 1058-nucleotide messenger RNA. NCBI's taxonomy places the organism in Eukaryota, Metazoa, Nematoda, Chromadorea, Rhabditida, Meloidogynidae. The record is from the annotation of a GenBank genome assembly.
UUUUCAAAAAAAAUUUUUUUCAAUUUUUAGUCUGCCCAAAUUCUCUUGGUCGAAUAUUAGAUCGCUUAUUUAAAAAUAUAAUGGGAACAGUACAUUCAUCUUCAUGUACAUCCCCCUCUAGUUCACCUAGCUCUUCCCCUCGCGAUCACUUCCACGAGCAACAACAACCUACUUUGGAUGAAACGAUUAACAGAAUAUUAAAGUUGGUUGGUCGGAAACCCAUGAAAAACAAUUAUGGAAUGCAAAGGGCAGUACAACUUCUUGCUUCCGCUACCAGUGAAGAAAAAGAACAGAUGCUUCAAUGUGGCGUUCUCAGACGCAUUUGCCUAUUAAUCAACGAACAUUGUAAUCUUGAUUUACCUCCUCCAUCUAGCCCAAUUUUUGAUUCUUCUCAACAACAUCAACGCCACAGUGUUGACGUUUCUGGGAUUGAAAAUAAUUUAAAUUUGAUAGACAAAAAUCAACAAAAAGUAAAAACUGAAGAAACUGAAGAAGAAAGGGAAAGUCGGAAAAAAUUUAUUGUUGGAGGUAAUAAAGCUGGAAAGACGGGAAGUCGUAGGAGUAGUACGCAACAGGCAAAGGGUGCAUUAAAAGAUGUUAAACAACCCCCCAGAAAAAGGCCAGGGAGCGCCGAACCAAAUAAAUUUAGAGGUAUUGGGUAUGGAAGAGGAUCUACAAAAUCAAAGUGGAAUAUGGAAAGAACAGUUGAAGAACGUGCAAUACAAGAAGAACAUUUAAUUUGGCUUUUAUCUGCUUUAAUUGCCUAUUUGUGGGGGGACCGUCUUUUGGAACGUGUUUGUGAUUGGGAAAUGUCCUUAGGUUAUAAGGGAGGUGAACGACGUCGUUCUGUCCCCUCAAUGUUUUAUGGGGAAAUGCCUGCCCAUUUGGAGGAUGAAAUUUUGGCAGAGCAAAUAUUACAAUCCGCAGUUAUUCCCUUGCUAGCACAUCAUUUAAGCAAUGAUUCGGUUUUAGACGUCUCGCAACAUAUUCCGUUAUAUCAGGCAGAGAAAAUAAUUUUUAUUAAAUCCAAGUUUAUUCUCAGGUUCUCUUCGAGUUAA